UGCUCUUUCAUCUUGCUUUUGUCAACUACAGAACAUAAUUUUAACGCGAGCUCUAUAUCAAGGUGCUUCAUGAUCAUGAAGUUCUCAAUUUCUCUUCUCAGCGGCCUCAGCCUCUUGAAUUUCAGCUCUGCCUCAACUAUUACUAGGCCCAAAGCCCAUGUUCCUUACUAUUCGCGCGAUGCUGAGCCAACCUGUAUAACUCCAGGUAUCGUUCCCAACAUUACGGGCUCUCAAAUCCGCAACGUUGGAGUUAUUCUCUUCCAGGCUCUCGACAUGAUCGAUGUUUUCGGUCCUCUAGAUCCUCUCCAGAUCCUCUCGCUCACCGUCCAGCAGCUCAAUCUUCACCUCAUCGCUGAGACGCUUGAACCUGUUAGCACAGCCCCUUUGGCCAUGAACAAGUUCAACUCGAGCUUCUUUCCAACGAUCCCCCCAACCAAUACAUUUAACGACGACCUGGAUCUUGAUCUACUUAUUGUUCCUGGCGGCCCUGGCGCGAGGAACCCGAAUCUUCAGGCUGUUACGGAUUACAUUGCAAAGAUGUAUCCUAAGGUUAAGAUGCUGAUGACUAUCUGCACUGGUGCUGGCGUUGCAGCUAGAUCGGGUGUUUUGGAUGAGCAUUUAGCAACGACGAACAAGAACGCCUGGGCGACUAUGAAGGAGAUGGGUCCCAGAGUGAACUGGGUAUCUCCCGCUCGUUAUGUCAUCGAUGGUAAAGUCUGGUCUUCCUCAGGCGUCACUUCUGGGCUGGAUCUCAUGUUUGCCUUUAUCGGUACUUUCUGGGGUGCAGAACAGUCCGAGCGUAUUGCGAGUAUUAUUGAGCAUGUUCCUCGUGUUGCGACUGAUGACCCCUUCUCGAAGCACUUUAAUAUUACGCUCACUGAUGCUCAGCCCUGCCCAUAGAUUUGAAAGGGCCUCCAAGCCCGUGAAUGAUACUGUGAGAGUAGAGGUGAUGUCGUGGCAUGACUGCAGGUAUAUAGUUUUUCAUAGAAACCGAUCCAGCAUUACGCCUUUUUACUGUUGUCACCUACCCAGUUGCAAGACUUAUGUUAUCUUCAGUUAGAUAUUUGAAGCUCAAUAGC
This is a messenger RNA of Fusarium oxysporum Fo47, 1079 nucleotides long. RefSeq names its product class I glutamine amidotransferase-like protein. Lineage: Eukaryota; Fungi; Ascomycota; Sordariomycetes; Hypocreales; Nectriaceae. The transcript is spliced from 2 exons. The coding region runs from base 70 to 900 and encodes 276 amino acids. The record is from RefSeq and is a predicted model, not a curated record.